Molecule: messenger RNA, 477 nt
Organism: Dentiscutata erythropus
Lineage: Eukaryota; Fungi; Glomeromycota; Glomeromycetes; Diversisporales; Gigasporaceae
Source: the annotation of a GenBank genome assembly
AUGGUGCUUCAUCUUCUCGGUGUUAAUUUGCCUGAAAAUAAAAUUGUUAGGGUAGCAUUAACUUAUUUUUACGGCAUAGGUCAUAAAACGGCCCAACGAAUUUGUAGUAAAUUUUCAAUUCAUAAAACGUGCAAACUUCAUGAAUUGUCAGAAUCGCAAAUUCAACAAAUUUCUAUGGAAUUAUCCAAUAUGAAAAUAGAAACUGACUUAAAGAGAGAAGUAAUAAAUAAUAUCAUGCAUCAUAGAUCAAUCGGUACUUACAAAGGGAAAAGACAUGCUAUGGGUUAUCCUGUUAGAGGUCAACGUACAAAGACAAACGCUAGAACUGCCAGAAUAUUAAAUGGAAGAUGGAUAAGAAAAGAGGGGUUCGGUACCCUUGCCAAUUCAUCAAAUAAUAUGCCAUCUUCAAACCCUACUUUUAAAAUCCUACCUUUUUUUAUUCAAUUUAAACCUUUUGAUCGAUUAUUGCCACACUGA